Bacillus rossius redtenbacheri is the source of this 1336-nucleotide messenger RNA. Its product is annotated as UPF0587 protein GA18326. The coding region runs from base 444 to 923 and encodes 159 amino acids. The transcript has 2 exons. The record is from RefSeq and is a predicted model, not a curated record. Lineage: Eukaryota; Metazoa; Arthropoda; Insecta; Phasmatodea; Bacillidae. Gene Ontology annotation, molecular function: zinc ion binding.
ACACCGGUUUAUACAAUAAGAUAGGACUGAAGAAAAAAAAAGCGAGUAUGAACUUCGGGGAAAUUCGGGUUUGGCUCUCUCGUCUGUGAAACGCAGGCUUGCCAACGUGAGUAUUCGGGUAUGUCCAGAAGUACGAGUGAAUCGUAGGCUUCUCAUAUUUGGAAAACUUAGGAAACUUAACGAAUCUCUUAUAACUGUUGGUUUCCCAGGUUCUUGUGAUACCAAAUGUUGGUUUUCGAGAACUAUCUAGUCCUCUAAAGGAAUGUGGGUUAAGAUGUUCAGUUCAUGUUUCCAUGUAUAAGCGUGAUUCUUGUCGUUGGCUUAAAUCUGUUGACCACUAAAAAAAAACUGAUCGGCUCUUUCCCCGUUGUGCCGGGCAGGAACUGGGGUCCUAGGUAGAUGUUGAGAUCUGUAGGUUGAUAUUUAAAAAAUAAAAAUUAAAGAUGGUGAAAAUUGGGCUGCAAAUCUCCGGGACGUUGGAGAACGUGGCGAAGCUUGUAGCUCCGCAGCCUGACUUCACGUACUUCAUGAAGCUGCAGUGCGCCUCGUGCCAGGAGGUGACCGACUCGUGGGUGGCCGUCUCGGCGGCGGAGCAGGUGGCCGGACGGUCGGGGCGCAACACCGUCAACUUCCUGUCCGUCUGCAAGUUCUGCCACAAGGAGAAGGUCAUGAACGUCCUCCAAGAGACCAACACUCCCUACCUCAAAGAUGACGAAGACAGGUUCAAGACCAUCAUUGCCUUUGACUGCCGCGGGGUGGAGCCCGUGGAGUUUGACUUCCGGGACGGCUGGACGGUGGUCAGCGACGGCGGCCGCGAGUUCACGGACGUCGCGAUAGAGGAUGGCGAGUGGGUCGACUUUGACGAGCAACUGAAGGCAUCUGUUGGCUUGUACGACAUGAAGUCCAAGUUUGUCAAAGUUUAAAGGAAGUGUUGCUAAGUUUUGCAAGAUGAGUGCAUUUGUUAUUUACAGCAUAAUUAUUGUGGCUCUCCGAGUGUAAAUGAUGACUUCAAGGGGAACAACUGGUUGAGUGUGGUUGUCUAUGAAACUGGUGUAUGUACAUAGUCUAACUUAAAGGUUUUAGUUUUUUGGUAGUGAACAUGAAGAUAAUCCAUGGAAUCGCAGCAGUCAAGCAAAACUGGAGUAUUGUUGCAUUCACUUUGGUAGAAUUCAUUUGUCUUUGAAUAAUUAUGAAAUAUUGUGAAAUUUUGUGUAGAACAUGGUUGUACAAGAAGCUGUUAGUUUGAUUUCCCAGUGCGUAGUUACAGCAUUGAAUUACAUACCUGUUCUAAUUCAGUGGCAUGCAAUGUAAAUAAAUGCUACAGCAAAUGCACAGA